Molecule: messenger RNA, 1043 nt
Organism: Camellia sinensis
Lineage: Eukaryota; Viridiplantae; Streptophyta; Magnoliopsida; Ericales; Theaceae
Product: glutathione S-transferase U17
Biological process (GO): glutathione metabolic process
Cellular component (GO): cytoplasm
Molecular function (GO): glutathione transferase activity
Source: RefSeq, a predicted model, not a curated record
ACACUAACGAUUCAUAUGUGAAUUCAAUCAUAUUCAACUCUUUCUAUUGCUAGAGAAUUAGCCAUGGCAAGUGUAAAGCUCAUAGGAGCCUCACCAAGCCCAUUUGUGAACCGGGUUCAAAUUGCUUUGAACCUAAAAUCAAUCGACUAUGAGUUCUUAGAAGAGACAUUUGGUGCGAAAAGUGAGCUUCUUCUUAAAUCAAACCCGGUUCACAAGAAAAUACCUGUUCUUAUCCACAACGAGAAGCCUAUAUGUGAGUCCCUCAUCAUUAUUCAAUACAUUGAUGAGCUAUGGAUGUCUGGUCCCUCCAUUCUCCCUUCUGAUCCCUAUGAUCGUGCCAUUGCCCGAUUUUGGGGAGCCUAUAUUGAUGAUAAGUGUUCUCUAGCCGAAAUUCGAAAGGCAGGAGGAGAGGAAGAGAGAUUGGCAGCAGUAGACAAGGUGGUAGCAAUGCUGGUGUUGUUGGAAGAGUACUUCAUCAACUGCAGCAGUGAAGGAAAUGGUAAUUUCUUUGGCGGUGACAACAUUGGUUACGUUGACAUAGCACUCGGGUGCUUCCUUGGUUGGUUCAAGGUGAUGGAGAAGAUGCUCAAUCUAAAGGUGCUAGACAUAACCAAGACGCCGUGUCUGGUGAAGUGGGCCGAGAGGUUUUGCUCAGAUGAUGCAGUUAAGAAUGCUAUUCCGGAGACUGAGCAGCUUUUGGAAUUUGCUAAAAUCCAUCUGAUGUAGUGAAAAAACUCAGUCUAAUUGAAAUGCAUGCCUUGAGUUGGGUUGGCUUACUUGGGAAGUCCAUGAACUGGGAAGCUUUCAUUGUGAAUAUUUUUUAAUCUUGUUUUGUUUUCCCUUUGUAAUAAAUAAAACUAAGUUUAGAUGUCACGAGAAAAUGUUUCACGAAAAUUGUUUUGAAACUAUAGCCGAUCGACUGAUCAGCUGAUCAGCACAAUGUAAGAUUGACCGUUCACUGCUUUCAAAUAUUUUUUGUGAAACUUUUUUCGUGAUAUGUAUUAUUGUUGUAUAAAUAAAAGAGUCCAGUUCCACGUGUGACA